UUCGGGAUAAGUCGCUAUCAGAGGUAAUCUUGCACUAGAUCCACAGUGCCCCGGCAACCACUAUCAAAUUUUCCGUAUUUCAAGUUGUCCUGAAUUUAAAAACCUCAACCCCGUCCAUCUUCCCUUCUCCCAACUUCAUCAAUACCCCAUCUCCACUCCCUUCACAGUCUUCAGUCUCUGCGGAAGCCUUCAAGAUGAGUUCAGACGCUAAGCCUAAGGUGCUGGGCAUGCCGCCCUUUGUCGCCGAUUUCUUGAUGGGUGGUGUCUCUGCCGCUGUAUCGAAGACAGCUGCUGCUCCCAUUGAGCGUGUCAAGCUUUUGAUCCAGAAUCAGGAUGAAAUGCUUAAGUCUGGCCGUCUCGACCGCCGGUACGCCGGUAUUGGAGACUGCUUCAAGCGCACCAUGGCCGACGAGGGUGUCAUGUCUCUGUGGCGUGGUAACACUGCCAACGUCAUCCGAUACUUCCCUACACAGGCUUUGAACUUCGCUUUCCGUGACAAGUUCAAGGCUAUGUUCGGUUACAAGAAGGACAAGGAUGGCUACGCCAAGUGGAUGGCUGGUAACUUGGCCUCUGGUGGUGCUGCCGGUGCUACAUCACUGCUCUUCGUCUACUCGCUCGACUACGCCCGUACGCGUCUUGCCAACGAUGCUAAGAACGCCAAGAGCGGUGGUGACCGCCAGUUCAACGGUCUCGUUGAUGUAUACCGCAAGACCCUCGCUUCCGAUGGUAUUGCUGGUCUGUACCGUGGUUUCAUGCCUUCCGUCGCUGGUAUCAUUGUCUACCGUGGUCUGUACUUCGGUAUGUACGACUCGAUCAAGCCCGUCGUCCUCGUCGGCCCCCUCGCCAACAACUUCUUGGCCUCUUUCCUCCUCGGCUGGUGUGUCACCACUGGUGCUGGUAUCGCCUCUUACCCUCUUGACACCAUCCGUCGUCGUAUGAUGAUGACCUCUGGUGAGGCCGUCAAGUACAACGGUACCCUUGAUGCUGCUCGCCAGAUCGUUGCCAAGGAGGGUGUCAAGUCUCUCUUCAAGGGUGCUGGUGCCAACAUCCUCCGUGGUGUCGCUGGUGCUGGUGUGCUCUCCAUCUACGAUCAGCUCCAGGUCAUCCUCUUCGGCAAGGCCUUCAAGGGUGGCUCUGGUUAAAUGUUGUAUGCGUUAAAAGAUGGGGACUCGGUGUAAUACAGACGGCGGGAACCCCGGUAGAUUCCCGGGGAGGCUGACGAAACGACUGUGAUGGAGAUCACGGCGGAUGGCUUACAGAUCGACAUCACAUUGCUGAGGCGUUCUGGAACACGUUGAUUUUGCGGCAUGAGCUGAUAGACGAGGCAUAUUCCCCUUGCGAAGCCUUGUUAUUCGGCUUCCCGCUGUAAUUUAGACCCUAGGCAAUUCCUUUGACUGUAUUCUCUGCAUUUUCUCUUGUCGGCUGGAUUUGAUGUUUCCCCGGACUUGUAUCAUCAAAAGAGUCCGUACGAUGACUGAUAGAUUUGUUAAUGCAAGUGUUUUCAAAUUAA
Molecule: messenger RNA, 1510 nt
Organism: Xylaria bambusicola
Lineage: Eukaryota; Fungi; Ascomycota; Sordariomycetes; Xylariales; Xylariaceae
Product: mitochondrial carrier domain-containing protein
Exons: 4
Coding region: 195-1142 (315 amino acids)
Biological process (GO): mitochondrial ATP transmembrane transport; mitochondrial ADP transmembrane transport
Cellular component (GO): mitochondrial inner membrane
Molecular function (GO): ATP:ADP antiporter activity
Source: RefSeq, a predicted model, not a curated record